Molecule: messenger RNA, 1970 nt
Organism: Drosophila bipectinata
Lineage: Eukaryota; Metazoa; Arthropoda; Insecta; Diptera; Drosophilidae
Gene: Dus3
Product: Dihydrouridine synthase 3
Biological process (GO): tRNA processing
Molecular function (GO): RNA binding; tRNA dihydrouridine synthase activity; flavin adenine dinucleotide binding
Source: RefSeq, a predicted model, not a curated record
AUGGAGCCGGGCAUCUGCUAUAUAAAGCCAGAAUAUCAAGUAGCUGAGGCCAAUGCUGGCAGGGAGGAAACAGCUCCAGACAACGGCGACAGCUCCAAGAGAAAGCGUGAGGAUGGGGAUUCAAAUGAAGCCGGCGAAAGAAAGAAGUGGAACAAGAAGGAGCGCAAGAGGGGCCAGAACAAGAAUCGCCCCGUGUUCAAGGAUGAGAGGUACUCACAUCUCUGCCACUCUCUGAUGGAGGGUACGGGCGGAGAACCAUGCUCCUUGGCCAACUGUCGCUACGUUCACGAUCUGGAUGAGUAUUUGGCGGCAAAGGGCGAGGAUCUGGGCACGGAAUGCUAUGUGUUCAACACAAAGGGAUAUUGUGCUAGGGGGGUCAGCUGCCGCUUUGCCAAGGCCCACACGGAUGACAAAGGGAGGAAUAUAAAAAAGGAAGGCUAUGACGAGAGUGCUAGCCAGACUACUUUCAAUGGAAUAAGUUCAGAUCUCCAGGUGCGUCUUCGCAAGCAUGACUACGAUUUUAGACGCAGCAAGGAACUCAUUAAACAGGCAGAGAAGCUCCGCGAUGAACGAAAGCAACAGCUCCAAUCAGACAAGGACAAAAAAGAAGUAUCUGAAGAAGGAAAAGCUUCAUGUGAAGAGUCUCAGGAUAAGAUUAAGCCACCAGAAUCAAAUAAUGAGCCGUCUACAGAGACACCCUCUUCUGUGGCCAAUAGCAACCAAAUUGGCUGCAUUAUCGAUGAUACUCCCACCGGACGAGAUGCUUUACGGAAAGCUGCUGUCGAUUUCAGAGAGAAACUUGUCCUGUCACCUCUAACCACCGUGGGAAAUCUGCCAUUUCGACGUAUCUGCAAAGAGUUCGGUGCAGACAUCACCUGUGGCGAAAUGGCAUGUGCCCUGCCUCUGGUCAAAGGAAUGGGGCAAGAGUGGGCUUUGACUAAACGCCACCAGAGCGAGGAUGUGUUCGGUGUGCAGCUGUGUGGAAACAAUCCAAACAUUAUUAACCAGGCUGCUCAGUUGAUUGAGGAGACGGCGAAGGUGGACUAUAUAGACUUGAAUAUAGGCUGUCCUAUCGACUUGAUCUAUCAGCAGGGCGGGGGUAGUGCUCUCAUGCGGCGCACCAACAUCCUGGAGUUGACUGUCCGCAGUUGCUCGGCUAUGUCGGAAAGGUUGCCGUUCACUGUCAAGAUGCGUACCGGGAUAUACGCGGACAAGAGCGUGGCUCAUGAGCUACUACCUCUGGUUGAGGAGUGGGGCGCAUCUGCCGUAACGCUGCAUGGCCGCUCUAGGGAACAGCGCUACACAAAGCACGCGAAUUGGAACUACAUUGAAGAAUGUGCCGCUAAAGCCAAGGGGAUUCCAGUCAUUGGUAAUGGCGACAUUCUUAGCUACGAGGAUUACCUCGAGCGCCGAACACUGGCUCCACAUGUAAGCUCGGUUAUGAUUGGGCGCGGGGCGCUCAUCAAACCAUGGAUCUUCCAGGAGAUCAAGGAGCAGAAGGCUUGGGCUCCAUCAUCCAGUCAACGGUUCGAGCUGAUGCGCAAGUUUUGUGACUAUGGUCUGGAACACUGGGGCUCUGAUACCAAGGGUGUGGAGACAACGCGACGCUUUCUCUUGGAGUGGCAGUCAUUUCUGUACCGAUAUAUACCCGAGGAACUGCAGCAGGCGCCGCCCCAAAAGAUCAAUGCUCGGCCGCAGAAGUACCGUGGCCGUGACGAAAUGGAGACGCUAAUGAGUUCCGGCAAUGCGUCCGACUGGGUGAAGCUCAGCGAAUCCUUACUAGGUCCCGUUCCCGAGGGCUUCACUUUUGUGCCUAAGCACAAGGCGAACGCUUUCUAAAACCGCCUUUAAAUAAAACUUUUAGUAAGAGAAUUUUAUAAGAAUUACUUGGAUGAUUCAGUAAAGUAGCAAUAACGGAUUUUCAGACUUUUGUUAAAUGUUUCUCAAAAUAAAUAUUUACUUUAUGAUUA